Salvelinus namaycush (lake trout) is the source of this 1146-nucleotide messenger RNA. RefSeq lists its product as uncharacterized. The record is from RefSeq and is a predicted model, not a curated record. Lineage: Eukaryota; Metazoa; Chordata; Actinopteri; Salmoniformes; Salmonidae. Gene Ontology annotation, cellular component: membrane raft. Gene Ontology annotation, molecular function: transmembrane signaling receptor activity. Gene Ontology annotation, biological process: positive regulation of cytokine production; positive regulation of B cell receptor signaling pathway; regulation of B cell differentiation. The transcript has 6 exons. Bases 199 to 978 code for a protein of 259 amino acids.
CUCUGAGGCCAAGACUAACAGAUAUAGACAUACACAUUCUGGGCAAUCUGAACAGGGGAAAGGCUAAGAGCGACACUCAUACACUGUUUGGGAAAUUCGACGAAAUCCUUCCAAUACUGAUACAGGUAUUCCUAUCUCAAGUGACCACAGAGAAAUAGAAACAGAGGGGAAAAACGAAACUUUUGGUGUCUCUUCAAAAUGUGCUUCUGGAUGGUGGGAGUUCUGUGUGUGCUGAUGUGUUUGGGAAAUCAUCAGGCUCAAGAAGCCAACCCAGCCAUCUCCAUGCCGGACAGAAUCAGAGUGGCUCUGGCAGGAGAAACGGUCCAUUACAAACUCAGAGUGACCAUCCCAAUGAAUCAGAGCUCCAGCGACUUAGUCUGCUCUGGGCCUCCAGACCAAAAGAAGAUAAAAGAAUGGAAUAUUCUAUUUUCUCCUGAAACAAAAACAAGCAUAUUUAAUUGGGAAAUAACAGCAUAUAACAGUUCGUACUCAGGAGAGUAUAACUGUAAGUAUAAAGAUGUGGAGAUCUUCUGGACCCUUCUGGUGAAAGACGAGGGGUACUGGCAGCCUUACUCUGGUUUCAGCCUUUUCAUCGUGUUGGGGGCUCUUACCACAGGCCUCCUCAUCUUCAGUGUGAUCGGCUCCAUAUAUGUGUUCAAAAGCGAAUGGGGUCAAUUUAUAUUGAAGAAUGGAAGUACCGGUAGUGGAGUAAGCAGAAUGAAUAGAGGGGAGAAUGAAGAGGAGGAGGAGAACAGUAAAACAUCAGUGAAUGCAGCUGCCUCUGCUUCAGUUUACGCUAGUCUAGAGUCUCGGCCAGCAUCUGUCUAUGAGGUCUUGACCCCAGGAGCAUCAGCAGCAGCAGUAAACCGUGAAUCUGUCCAGAGGAAAGUCAAAGCAAAGAGAAAGUCAAAGGAAUCGAUGGAGAAUGCAACGCCGCAAGGGGAAGGAAUAUUUGAAUGCGUCUAUGAGAAUUUCUGACCUACUGGCAUCUGCACUGUGUUUGGGAAUCUAUAUGCCUCUAUUUUCCUGCCUUUGCAAUCUCUCUUGUUCUUUUACACAGACCUAAAAUCACGUAUGUAUUUUACCCUGCAGCUUCGUGACUUCUGUUGAAAAUAAACUGCUGUGUCUCUGGUUGUUAUCAUCACG